UCCUUAUUUACCCGCAGUACAUGUUUUCCACCCGAACGUAUUUUGGAGGCGCACACAUUGCGAUGGCAACAUGUUCGACAAGUAGCGUUGAUAUUGAAGAAAUAAAUAACCCAGGAGCCGCUCCUUAUGGCAACUUUAUAAACUAUUACACCUUCAAUCCUCCAGAAAACCGUUUGAGCCUGCUGCCAGCCACAUUACUCCAGGACUUAGGUUACAAAGAUGGCCAUCAGACCACACUGAUCCUGGACGUGGGGUGUAACUCAGGGGAACUGAGUGUAGCCUUUUACAAACAUGUGGUGCCUGCGUGCGAAGAAGAGUCAGAUAGGAGGAAAGUUAAUCUUCUGGGCUUCGACUUGGAUGAGAUCCUCAUCCAGCGUGCUCAGCAGAAUAACCCUCUGCCCAGCAGCGUCUCCUUCAUCCCCUUGGACAUCACUAAAGACGCCGACCAGCUGCAGGAUUACCUCAACCAGCACAGCUGCUCCCAGUUCCACUUGUGUCUGUGCCUGGCUGUCACCAUGUGGGUGCAUCUAAACCACGGAGACGCCGGCCUGCUGCAGCUGCUCUCUCGCCUGGCCUCCAUCAGCCAGCACCUCCUGCUGGAAGCUCAGCCCUGGAAGUGCUAUCGCUCAGCUGCCCGGCGGCUAAGGAAGCUGGGCCGCUCAGACUUUGACCACUUCAAGACCCUGAAGAUCCGCGGGGACGUAGCAGAACAUGCCAGGGAGCACCUGGAGAGACACUGUGGCAUGGAGCUCAUCCAGAGCUUCGGGAGCACGACAUGGGACCGCAAGCUGCUGCUCUUUAAGAGGAGAUGAGAUGGUUUUCAUCUACUGUUGCUGCUGCUGCACAAGAGCUGCAGGCACAUGAUCAGUUAGAGCAAAUACACAAAAGGGAGAAAAGUAAAGUUGAAUUGUUAGUUGAUUGACAUUAAUCUACAAUGAUUGAAUUAUGUUUUUAAGUCACUUUUAGAAGAAAGAAAUGCUCAACAUUAGCUGGCUCCAGCUUUUCAAAUGUGAAGAUGGGUUUCUUUGAUAAGAAAACAAAGAUACUCAGUUUAUUGUUUGGACAAAACAAGCAAAUUGAAAACUGCUGAUCGACAUUUUUCAUACAUUUCCUGAUUUUGUAGACUGAUUAAUCUAUUAUGACAAUUAUUUCAUUAUAGAAUUUUUCUGCAGAUAAUUUUCUCAAAUUGUUGAUAAUUGUUUUUUUAUCUAUAAAAUGUCAGAACAUAACAUUUCACAUUUUUCAAAUAUCUUGUUAUGUCCAACCAACAGUUUGAAACCCAAAGAUAUUCAGUUUACAAGUUAUAGGAAACAGAAAAGCAGCAAAUCCUCAC
Molecule: messenger RNA, 1333 nt
Organism: Cottoperca gobio
Lineage: Eukaryota; Metazoa; Chordata; Actinopteri; Perciformes; Bovichtidae
Gene: bcdin3d
Product: BCDIN3 domain containing
Biological process (GO): negative regulation of pre-miRNA processing
Cellular component (GO): cytoplasm
Molecular function (GO): RNA methyltransferase activity; O-methyltransferase activity
Source: RefSeq, a predicted model, not a curated record